This is a messenger RNA of Salvelinus fontinalis (brook trout), 758 nucleotides long. Its product is annotated as retinol dehydrogenase 12-like. The transcript has 4 exons. NCBI's taxonomy places the organism in Eukaryota, Metazoa, Chordata, Actinopteri, Salmoniformes, Salmonidae. The record is from RefSeq and is a predicted model, not a curated record. The coding region runs from base 1 to 663 and encodes 220 amino acids.
AUGGUCAUCAAAGGCUUAAAACAGACUGUGGAGUUUGCAUGUGGUGAAAUCAAGGAUGUGAAAAUGAGAGUGGCUAAAGUUGAAAAGAGUGUGGAAAAGUUAAACCUCAAAAAAGAGAAGAAACUUAACAUCCUCAUUAACAAUGCUGGCGUCAUGGUGUGUCCGUACGGGAAAACAGCUGAAAACUUUCAAAUGCAGGAAUCAACCUCAAAUCUACCAAUCAAAAGCUUCCAAAGCCCCCUAUCUCGUCUCUUAGGUCACUUCCUGUUGACCCACUUAUUGAUUGACCUGAUCAAAAGGUCGACCCCGGCCAGGAUCAUCAAUGUAUCCUCUUUGGCUCACUUCUGGGGUACCAUCAACCUGGACGACAUCAACAGUGAGACGGGCUAUGACAAGAAGAAAGCGUACAGCCAUAUCAAGCUAGCUAACGUCCUCUUCACCCGCUCCCUGGCCAAGAGGCUACAAGGUACGGCUGUGACCGCGUACUCCCUCCACCCUGGCGUCGUUCAGACUGAUCUGUGGCGGCACCUGAACGCACCUCAGGCAGCUAUCAUGAAGAUGAUCAGUCCCUUCAUUAAGACAUCCGUCCAGGGAGCUCAGACCACUAUCUACUGUGCUGUGGACCCUGAACUGGAAACAGAGAGUGGUGGAUGUUACAGGUGAACAGAGAGUGGUGGAUAUUACAGGUGAACAGAUGGAAACAGAUGGUGGUGGAUAUUACAGGUGAACAGAGUGGUGGAUAUUACAGGUGAACAGAG